Molecule: messenger RNA, 3901 nt
Organism: Oryza sativa Japonica Group (Japanese rice)
Lineage: Eukaryota; Viridiplantae; Streptophyta; Magnoliopsida; Poales; Poaceae
Product: receptor kinase-like protein Xa21
Biological process (GO): protein phosphorylation
Molecular function (GO): protein kinase activity; ATP binding; protein binding
Source: RefSeq, a predicted model, not a curated record
UGUCUAUGCAUCGAAAAUGAAGAUGAAAUUAGCCAAAAAAAACAACAAAACCAUUAACACAUAAUUAAUUGAACUUUAAUUAUUACAAACUUAAAAAAUAGAAUAUUGUAAAAUAAUUUCUAUAGAGAAUUUUGCGCAGACUUUAUCAUUUAGCAAUUUGAAAAUCAUACUAAUAUAAACAGAAACAGAAACCGAUAUAAAAUGGGUACCUAUAAUCAUAUAAAAAGGCUUUAUAUGCACAGAUAUGAUCAACUCUCGCAUCAGUAUAGCAAUUUCCAUGCAGUUUGCACACCGUUCUUACGUGACAGUGACACCAAUGGCACUCGCCGGCAAGCGUCUCUUGCUCGCCGCGGUAUGGCCACUGGCGUGGCUAGCAGCAGCCGCCGCCGCGGCGGCGGUCGACGUCGACGACGGCCUCGCGCUGACGGCGUUCAUGGCGCGCAUGUCGACGGGCAGUGGCUCGCCGCCGCCGCCGACGUGGGGGAACCGGUCCGUCCCCGUGUGCCGGUGGCGCGGCGUGGCGUGCGGCGCGAGAGGCCGGCGCCGCGGCCGCGUCGUGGCGCUGGAGCUGCCGGGGCUUGGCCUCCGUGGCACGGUGCCACCGGACCUCGGCAACCUCACAUACCUGAGGCGGCUCCACCUCGCCGGCAACCGGCUGCACGGCGUCCUCCCGCCGGAGCUCGGCGGCCUCGCUGAGCUCAGACACCUCAACCUCAGUGACAACGCCUUCCAGGGGCAGAUCCCGGCGUCGCUCGCCAACUGCACCGGCCUCGAGAUCCUCGCUCUGUACAACAACAGGUUCCACGGCGAGAUACCGCCGGAGCUCUGCUCGUUGCGCGGCCUCAGGGUACUCAGCCUUGGCAUGAACACCCUCACCGGAAGCAUCCCAUCAGAGAUUGGAAACCUUGCAAACCUCAUGACUCUGAACCUGCAAUUCAGCAACCUCACUGGGGGAAUCCCAGAGGAGAUAGGUGAUCUUGCUGGCCUUGUUGGACUAGGUCUUGGUUCUAAUCAGCUGGCAGGCUCCAUUCCUGCCUCACUUGGAAACCUUUCAGCACUCAAGUACCUUAGCAUCCCUUCUGCAAAGUUGACAGGGAGCAUACCAUCGCUGCAAAACCUUUCAUCACUUCUUGUCCUUGAAUUGGGAGAGAACAAUCUCGAAGGAACUGUGCCUGCAUGGUUGGGGAACCUCUCAUCUCUAGUGUUUGUUAGUCUCCAGCAAAAUCGGCUCUCAGGACACAUCCCUGAAUCAUUAGGUAGACUUCAGAUGCUUACUAGCCUUGAUCUUUCACAAAAUAAUCUUAUUUCAGGCUCCAUACCAGAUUCUCUUGGAAACCUUGGUGCCUUGAGUAGCCUUCGUCUGGAUUAUAAUAAACUAGAAGGUUCGUUUCCUCCUUCACUGCUCAACCUUUCCUCCCUUGAUGAUCUUGGUUUACAAAGCAAUCGCCUCAGCGGGGCUCUUCCACCUGAUAUUGGCAAUAAGCUUCCGAAUCUACAAAGGUUUGUUGUAGACAUCAAUCAAUUUCAUGGAACAAUCCCACCAUCCUUGUGUAAUGCCACCAUGCUUCAAGUUCUGCAAACAGUAUACAACUUUUUGUCAGGAAGAAUUCCUCAGUGUCUUGGAAUUCAACAGAAGAGCUUAUCAGUUGUGGCCCUUUCAAAAAAUCAGCUUGAAGCAACAAAUGAUGCUGAUUGGGUUUUCUUAUCCAGCUUGGCGAAUUGCAGCAAUUUGAAUGCAUUAGAUUUGGGUUACAACAAGCUUCAAGGUGAGCUACCGAGUUCAAUUGGGAAUCUUUCUUCGCAUUUGAGCUAUCUUAUCAUAGCGAACAACAAUAUAGAAGGAAAAAUACCUGAAGGAAUAGGGAACUUGAUCAACUUAAAAUUGCUCUAUAUGGAUAUUAACCGUUUAGAGGGAAUUAUUCCAGCUUCUCUUGGCAAACUCAAGAUGCUGAAUAAAUUAUCUAUACCAUAUAAUAACCUGUCUGGAUCCAUUCCACCAACUCUUGGCAAUCUUACAGGACUAAAUCUACUACAACUCCAAGGAAAUGCACUCAAUGGGUCCAUUCCUUCCAAUCUUAGCAGUUGUCCUCUAGAACUAUUGGAUCUUUCAUAUAACAGCCUCACUGGCUUGAUACCUAAACAACUUUUUCUCAUUUCUACUUUGUCCAGUAACAUGUUUUUGGGACAUAAUUUUUUAUCGGGGGCUUUACCAGCUGAAAUGGGUAAUCUAAAAAAUCUUGGAGAGUUUGAUUUUUCUUCAAACAACAUUUCUGGAGAGAUUCCUACAUCUAUUGGUGAAUGUAAGAGCUUGCAGCAGCUCAAUAUAUCUGGAAAUUCCCUCCAAGGGAUAAUUCCAUCGUCGCUUGGGCAACUAAAGGGCCUCCUGGUGCUUGACCUUUCUGACAAUAAUUUAUCUGGAGGCAUCCCUGCAUUUCUUGGGGGCAUGAGAGGUCUAUCUAUUUUGAACCUCUCAUACAACAAAUUUGAAGGUGAAGUUCCCAGAGAUGGCGUUUUUCUAAAUGCAACAGCUACCUUCCUCGCUGGAAAUGAUGACCUGUGUGGCGGUAUCCCAGAGAUGAAAUUGCCACCCUGCUUCAACCAAACCACCAAGAAGGCAUCCAGGAAACUUAUCAUCAUAAUCUCCAUAUGCAGAAUAAUGCCAUUAAUCACAUUAAUAUUUAUGCUGUUUGCAUUCUACUAUAGGAACAAGAAGGCAAAACCAAACCCACAAAUAUCACUCAUUAGUGAGCAAUAUACGAGGGUUUCUUAUGCUGAAUUAGUCAAUGCAACAAAUGGUUUUGCCUCUGAUAACCUCAUAGGAGCAGGAAGCUUUGGCUCGGUCUAUAAGGGAAGAAUGACAAACAAUGACCAACAAGUAGUUGCUGUGAAGGUGCUCAACCUCACACAACGUGGUGCAUCUCAAAGUUUCAUGGCAGAAUGUGAGACACUGAGAUGUGUUCGACACCGGAACCUUGUGAAGAUAUUGACUGUAUGCUCGAGUAUUGAUUUUCAGGGCAAUGAGUUCAAGGCCAUUGUAUAUGAGUACCUACCAAAUGGAAAUUUAGACCAAUGGCUACACCCUAAUAUCAUGGGACAAAGUGAACACAAGGCAUUAGAUCUCACUGCAAGACUACGCAUUGCAAUCGAUGUGGCAUCUUCACUUGAAUAUCUUCACCAAUAUAAGCCAUCGCCAAUCAUUCACUGUGAUCUUAAGCCAAGCAAUGUUCUCCUCGACAGUGACAUGGUUGCUCAUGUUAGCGAUUUCGGGCUUGCAAGGUUUCUGCAUCAGGAGUCGGAGAAAUCAAGUGGUUGGGCAUCAAUGAGAGGAACAGUCGGUUAUGCUGCACCAGAGUAUGGAAUUGGCAAUGAAGUCUCAAUUCAAGGUGAUGUCUAUAGCUAUGGCAUACUGUUGCUAGAGAUGUUCACCAGAAAAAGACCCACAGACGAUGAAUUCGGGGAAGCGGUUGGGCUUCGCAAGUAUGUCCAAAUGGCAUUGCCAGACAAUGCGGCUAAUGUUCUGGAUCAACAGUUACUACCAGAGACAGAAGAUGGCGGAGCAAUCAAGUCAAACUCUUACAACGGCAAGGAUCUAAGAAUUACUUGUGUCACUUCGGUUAUGCGCAUUGGAAUCUCCUGCUCAGAGGAGGCACCAACGGACCGCGUGCAAAUCGGAGACGCUCUGAAGGAGUUGCAAGCAAUAAGAGACAAGUUUGAGAAACAUGUGUCCAAUGAAGGAACAUCAAGCCAAUGAAGACAAUGAAGCAUUCCAAGAUCAUUUUUGCGCAUGGCAUGAUAUUAUGCUCCAUGUCAUUGAACACACAAAUAAGGUGCCGGAAGCUGCGGAUUCUGCAGCUUUUUGUUUAUGUAAAGCUAGCAUCAAUUACAGAGAGGCUCUAUAUUA